Molecule: messenger RNA, 475 nt
Organism: Staurois parvus
Lineage: Eukaryota; Metazoa; Chordata; Amphibia; Anura; Ranidae
Source: the annotation of a GenBank genome assembly
AUGGGCCCCUGUACCGCCUCCUCAUGCUGCUGCCAGGCCCGUAAUCUGCCAUGGGCCCCCGUACCGACUCCUCAUGCUGCUGCCAGGCCCGUAAUCUGUCAUGGGCCCCUGUACCGCCUCCCCAUGCUGCUGCCAGGUCCAGAGUGUGUCAUGGGUCCCUGUACGGCCUCCCAUUGCUGCUGUCUCCAUCGCCACACUCUGCCAUGUGCCACUUUCAGGUCUCCUCACACUGCUGGUGGUUUCCAUUUUUGUCAUAGGGUGCUGUAUGGCCUCCCAUUGCUGCUGCCUCCACCGCCACACUGUGGCUCCACACUCUGGUUUUGGCCCCGUGACUGCCCAAAUGAGUGAAGUGUGCGGUGAUUCUAAGAUCGACGGCACUCAUCUGCAUGUCAUACUGACUGACAGUAUUAUUUCUCUUCCCCAGCAGACUCCAAGGGCAUUUAAAUUAAAGGUACAGUGUUCUGCACUAAUAUAA